AUGCCCACUAGUCUCGUACGUCAUCGCACGUUCGGUUUCUUUUCGAGUGUUCCUCUGAGAGUACCUCCGGUGGUACCCGCGGUCUUUAUUUCAUCCCCACUCGGUCCUUCCGGUAUUUCCUCCCGUCUGGUAUAUAUACAGAUAAAGGCCCUCAUUCUUGCAAAUAUUCUAUCAGUAGGCUUCGCAACCUUCGGACAUGAGCACGUGCAUAUAAGGAUACAUUUGCCGGAGAUAUCGCAGCACCACGAAAAGAAAGUCAUACAUUAUGAGGAUCAUGGCGGAGGAGGUCAUGGAGGUGGAGACGGCGGAGAUCAUCAUAUAGACGUCUCCGGUCCCGGGGACAUAGGAGGAGGCCAUGGCGGAGGUUUUGGCGGAGGUUUCGGAGGAGGCCAUGGAGGUGGCUACGGAGGAGGUGGUGGUUUCGGAGGCGGUUUUGGAGGAGGUCAUGGUGGAGGUCACGGUGGAGGUCACGGUGGAGGACACGGAGGUGGUGGUGGUUUCGGAGGUGGUCACGACGAUAUCGGCGGAGGUGGAGAUGUCAUCAUAGAUCAUGGCGGUGAUCACGGAGGAGGCUUCGGUGGUGGCGGUGGAUUUGGAGGUGGCCAUGGAGGUGGAUACGGUGGAGGCGGCGGCGGGGGAGGUGGUAUCAUCAUAGAUCAUGGAGGACAUGGCGGCGGCGGCGGUUUUGGAGGUGGUCACGGAGGUGGCGGUUAUGGCGGCGGAGGUGGCGGAAUUAUUAUAGAUCAUGGAGGACAUGGCGGUGGCGGCGGUUUUGGAGGUGGUCACGGAGGUGGUGGUUACGGCGGCGGAGGCGGUGGAGGCGGUGGUAUUAUCAUAGACCACGGAGGACAUGGCGGCGGUGGCGGUUUUGGAGGUGGCCACGGAGGUGGCGGUUACGGCGGAGGAGGUGGCCAUGGAGGCGGCGGUAUUAUCAUAGAACACGAUGAUCACGGCGGCGGCGGCGGCGGCGGUGGUGGUGGUGGUUAUGGAGGUGGACAUGGAGGCGGUGGUUACGGCGGAGGCGGCGGUUUCGGAGGUGGUCACGGGGGUAGCGGUUAUGGCGGCGGAGGUGGCGGAAUUAUCAUAGAUCAUGGAGGACAUGGGGGCGGAGGGGGCUUUGGAGGAGGUGGUGGAUACGGAGGCGGACACGGUGGUGGUUUUGGAGGUGGCCACGGCGGUGGAUUUGGGGGAGGAGGUGGAUACGGUGGUGGCUUUGGAGGUGGUCACGGAGGAGGCGGUGGAUUUGGUGGACAUGGCGAUUUGGGGGGCGGACACGAUAUCGGUGGCGAUGAUCAUGGCUCCAGCGGUUAUGGCAAUAGUAUCUCAUCUGGAUUUGGUAGCAGUGGCCAUGGCGGAAGCAGUUACAGUUCUGGCGGUGGCUUCGAUUCCUAUUCAAGCGGCCACGGUGGUGGAGGCGGCGGCGGCGGCGGCGGCGGUGGUGGUUACGGUGGAGGUCAUAGUGGUGGUUUCUCCGGUUACCACAAAAAGAAAUAA
Messenger RNA from Wasmannia auropunctata (little fire ant), 1494 nucleotides. RefSeq names its product glycine-rich cell wall structural protein-like. Bases 1 to 1494 code for a protein of 497 amino acids. The transcript has 5 exons. The record is from RefSeq and is a predicted model, not a curated record. NCBI's taxonomy places the organism in Eukaryota, Metazoa, Arthropoda, Insecta, Hymenoptera, Formicidae.